Coregonus sp. 'balchen' is the source of this 6796-nucleotide messenger RNA. The record is from the annotation of a GenBank genome assembly. Lineage: Eukaryota; Metazoa; Chordata; Actinopteri; Salmoniformes; Salmonidae.
AUGAAGGUGUUUCCCAGCAAGUCUACUGUAACUAGCAAAAACAGUGGAUUAGUUUGAAGUUGAUGCUUCAAAGUGACACUGAUUGUGGUGGUGUUUUUGUCAUUCUGUAGUUAAGGUUGUGUUGGCAUAGUUUGGCCCUGCUGCGAAGAUGUCCCUACCCACACCCACAACUGUACAGAUCCUUCAGCUCACAAAGGUACUAUACUAACUACACAACUAUGCCUUGUCUGAGCCAGAAUGGCCCAUCUUCUGUCUGAGCCAGAAUGGCUCACCUAGACAGGACGCAGAACUAUACAUGCUGUUAGUCAAACACUGUAACCUUCCAGAAAGCAACUGCAAGAUAGAAAGAAAUGUACACACACUGUUGCUGAAAUGCCCAUGUCUUCUCCUGUCAGGCCAGGGAAGAGUCGAGGGUUGUUCAGGAAGAUGUUUCUGGGCGUGGCGGUGAGUGUUCCUGCAGUUGUGGGGGUCCGGUACGCCUUUGCGGAACCUCGAGAGAGACGGAAGAUGAAGAUCUUGCUGAAGGGAGUCGGUCGCUUCUGUAGGUGGGUCCCAUCAUAAUCAUCAUCCCAAUAGUAAAUCACCAUCCUUUUUGCAUGUUGUCAAAUGUUUUGAAUAAUUUCCUUUUGAGUUACACUCAAACCAUGUCUCUCUCUCUGUCCCUACAGGUCUAUAUAUGUAGGACUCUAUAUCUCAGUAGAUUAUUGGUGGACCACCAAUGUGACGUUACGUUGCAUGGACGAGGUAAGUUUGACAGAAUACAUAUUGGUUGCGUUCCUCUGUCCAGGUGUUGCUGACGCAUGCCAGAUCUUAUAACGUCUGGAUAGGUAUUUUAAGUAUUCGCUAGCCACAUAUGUUAUAGCGAUCUGGUGCCCGACGGAACAGUCGAUGACGUGGCACGCAACCAUUGGUUGAUGCAUGCAACGUCUGAGCAGGGGAACUUGACCAUUAUGAAUUGUGACAGCCCUAUGUGUCGAUCUGUGUAUGUCUGCUAAACAAUAGGUGAGUCUGAAACGAUCUCGGUAGUUCAGUCAGGACAAUCACAUCAUCUUCCCCUCUGUGUUGCCAGAGCAGCCCAUUGUUCAUGGCAGGGAUGUCAUUGUGCCACCAAAGGGCAGCAGACCGCAUGGUGGAGGGAGCGGUGCAGAACGGGGGGAUAUAUGUUAAACUGGGACAGGGCCUGUGUGCUUUCAACCACCUGCUGCCUCCUGAGUACGUCAAGACACUGCAUGUCCUGGAGGAUAAGGCUCUCAACAGGAGAUACAAGGAGGUAAGACCUGCAGUACUUUGUCUUGUCAAACAUUGAAGAGCAGUUAAUGAAGCAAUAAGAUACAAGAGGGUGUAGUGAAAGUGAUGAGGGAGCCAUGCUUGUAGUUUUGUCACGGCUUUGAAUGCAUCUUGGCCAUUCAUAAUGGGAGGCUAGAACUAGCCAUUUUAUAAUUUACAAUGAAGUGUUGAGAAACAUUCUUACAUGAAAUUAUCUGUCACGUUCUAACAGGUAGAGUCUCUGUUCAGAGAGGACUUCAACACGACUCCAGACAGGAUGUUUAAGAAGUUUGACUAUGAGCCCAUCGCAGCAGCCAGUCUGGCUCAGGUCCACAAGGCGGAGCUGCAGGACGGGACUCCUGUUGCUGUCAAAGUGGGUUCAGGUUAACUGUACAACACAUUCAGCCACAGUUUUAACAGUUUCCUGUGUGUGAUUUACUCUCUUAAAUAGGUGUCACCUCGCCUGAUUAAACCAGGCUCGGUAUCACUCCUGAUUCUGAAUAGUAACCACUCUCUCUCCCUCUUCCCCAGGUGCAGUACAUAGACCUCAGGGAUCGGUUCGACGGUGACAUCAGGACUCUGGAGAUCCUUCUGGAUGUUAUAAAGUUCAUGCACCCCAGCUUCGGCUUCAGAUGGGUCCUCAAAGUAAGCGCUUAAACUUGUCUGCUAAUUUGGUUAAAGAUUGUCCCCCCCCCCCUCCCCUCAGAUAAUACCUCGCAGAGCAUGGUCCCCUAAACUAACCUAACGUUGGCAUUCUCUUACGAUAUUAGGACUUGAAGGGGACAUUGGCUCAGGAGCUGGACUUUGAGAAUGAGGCCAGGAACUCUGAGAGGUGUGCAGAGGAACUGAAACACUUCAAAUUUGUCGUUGUGCCAAAGGUUUACUGGGACCAAACCAGCAAGGUGAGACCCAGAACUAUUCACUGCUGAAAAUCACACAAUGGCUGCAUUCAAACAGGCAGCCCAUUUCUGAUCUUCUUCCCCACUAAUUUGUCUUUAGACCAAUCACAUCAGAUCUUUUAACAUCUCUUUUUCAGAGCUGAUCUGAUUGGUCAAAAGACCAAUUAGUGAAGAAAAUAUCAAUAUUGGGCUGCCUGUCUAAACGCAGCGUUUGAUACCACUUUUGUAUUAAUGUAUUGUACUGUAAUAAACAAACCAUUUCCUUUAGAGAGUGUUGACUGCAGAGUUCUGUGAAGGCUGCAAAAUCAACAAUGUGGAAGAAAUCAAAAGACAAGGACUUAGCUUGAGCGAUGUAAGUACCUAUCGUGACACAGUAGAGCAGCCUUUGUCUAUGAUCAUUAGUACUCGGAUAAGUAUUUAAACCAUCGUCUCUGGCUUUUCAGACUGCUGACAAGCUGAUCCGUACGUUUGCAGAGCAGAUAUUUUACACGGGCUUCAUCCACGCUGACCCUCACCCUGGCAACGGUAGGUCAGGGGGCAUGUUUACAGUUUCUGCUGAACUCUUAACAUGCUCAUUUAUUGAUUUGCUUAACUUGUAUCAGGGCAGUUUCCAAGAGGUUUUUCCAGAGUUAACUUUUUAAAAAGGUCAAGUUGAUAUCAAAUAACUGUACGACAAUAUUAGCUAAAAAUGACUUGGUGACCUUGAAUGCAUGUUAUCUGUACCAUGUCACAGUGCUUGUGAGAAGAGGUCCAGACAAGAAGGCAGAGCUAGUAUUGUUGGAUCACGGCCUGUAUGAAUACCUCAGUGAAAUGUAAGGUUUAAACUAUAAUACUAAGCCAUUUAGCAGACACUUUUAUCCAAAGCAACUCACAGUAGUGUGUGGGUACAUUAAUAGUACAGCUUGUAUGUUUUACUAUCAGCUCUAACCGUUGACCUUUGACCCUGUAGUGACAGGGUAGCGCUGUGCAAACUGUGGCGGUCCAUAGUCCUGAGAGACAACACUGCCAUGAAGAGGUACUCCAACAGCCUGGGGGUCAAAGGUGAGAGGACAAUUAAUAUUUCAUUAUAUUUCAAACUGUUUCAUUCAUUUAAACAGUAGUCGUAUGCCUUAAACAAAUCCAGUCUCACAACAGACUAAUAAAAUGCUUACAAUAUCCUGAUUCCUAUCAGACUACUUCAUCUUCUGUGAGAUGCUGCUGCAGCGGCCAAUCAACAUGCGGGAGCUGGGCAUGUCCAACAUCCUGAGUCAUGAAGAGACAUCCUAUAUGAAGGACAUGGCUGUCAAUCACUUUGACAACAUCAUGGCUGUUCUCAAGUCCAUGCCACGCCCCAUGCUGCUGGUGUUCAGGAACAUCAACACGGUCCGCAGCAUCAACAUCACACUGGGAGCUCCGGUAGACAGAUACUGUGUCAUGGCCAAGAGGUGAGUAGCAGCAGCAUCAACAUCUGGCUGGGAGCUCUGGUGGACAGAUACUGUGUCAUGGCUAAGAGGUGAACAGACGAUUGUUUCACAUAGCAGCAGUUGUAGAUACUUGCUAACCUGUUGUCCUGUCUCCAGCGCUGUGCAAGGCUGGGGGCGGCUCCAGGCAGAGAGGCCGGGAGUUCUUCCCAGGUUCAGGGUGUUCCGAUGGGUGUGGACCUCCUGGGAGAGCCUCAAGUUCGAGUGUGCCCUGAGGUAACGAAUUAUCCAACACUAUACACUCAGUAACCACGUUUCCAUCCACAGUUUUUAUGCGAGUAAAAUCAUACUGUAUAAAAAAAUAAUAAAUCAUGACAGCUGUGAUGGAAACGGGAAGUUUCGGUACAAUUUUAUGAAUGCCGACAGAUCAUUUGUUCGUAAGAUUAAUUAUGCGAGAAUUGGCAGUGGAAAUGCCUUUAUGCGAAAAUAUUUAUAUAAUAACCAUCAUAUUUAAGUGAACUUGGAGUCACGUGAUAUGGUGUGGUCUUCCCACUAGGACUCGGGAAAGCAUGCAGUUUAUUAGGCUACAGAUGAGAAGUUGUGAAUUUCACAGGGUGGUGAAAGUGCACAGUGAUCUUGAUGCUCCUUUCCAAUAAAUAUCCAGGGUCUUAUUCUGGUGACAUGAUGAUCGAUGCUUGACUGCCGUUUGACAAAUCCAAAUAUUCUCACACUUAUCCAUAAUAAUUCCAUUAUGUAGACUAGCCUACUCGCACUGUAUCUGCGAACGGUUGGCUAGAGCGCAAGCGUCAACAUCUCCUAGGUCUCACCCCCCCUUUGCCUCCAGAUCACCCUGUAUUCUUCAGGGCAUGGAAGCAUUGCUCAAUUGGUAUUUCUAGAUUCUAAAUAAACAGUCAAACUUGCGGACGACUAGUAAAGCUCAAACCAAGUUUAUUCACCCACUGGGUCACACAGCUGCAUAAAACAAAGACAUGUUUCCACCAGCACAAGUAUUUAUACCCCCCUUUAGGCAGUCUCCUCCUUUUCUCUAAACACAUCUUUGUUGCUAGGCAGGACUUUAGUGAUGCCUGUUCUUUCUCACUUCAUCUGACCUGACCUGGGCCCAAAUUCCUCACUCCUCCCCAACUCACGGCUGUCCUACCUUAUCUGUUGACUGGAACCAGACUGUGACCCUUCUCCUCUCCAUAGGACACCUGAGAUUUAACAAGAACAUGUUCUUCCUGCACUCACCUUUCUCACUCAGUAGAUUUCCAUACCCUCAGUUCUAAUAUGGUAACAUGAAUAAGGAUAUUUCAAGUUUAGAAGUUAGUACCCAACAGUCCCCUUUAUGAACAAUAACUCCAUACUGUUCAACAUUAUAUAAACUUGGAGAUUACUUUUUUUUUUUAAUGAAACGAUUAACAUUCAGUUGACUUGUAUAUUUACACCUCAGAUUUAUGGCCUCUGCUCUAUAAUCACACUAUGCACACUCUUAUUUCCUUCUCUCAUCAGACAACUGAUGACGACAUUUCAGCUGGAGCUUUUGACUUUCUCCACUUCCUCAGAGUAAUAGCACCACUUGAAAAGCAAAAAGAAACACAAAACAUGUUAAGCUAUGCAUAAUUAUAUUUGCAAAGAAAAACCGAAGUUUGAUAACAUGACGAUUCCCACUCUCGCUUCGCCUGACUAUGCCUUCGGGAUAAUUUUCUGCUGGGUUCCACAAAAAUGAAGGCCCUAAAAAACCUAAUGCUUUCACCCAGUCAUCCCCCGUUAAGCCACAGGUUACAAGAGGUGUUCCCAAGCCAUGUCAUUUUCACUUCGCUCCCCAUCUCCUUCAUAUUUCAAGUUUAAAAGUUAGUACCCAACAGUAUCAAGGGACCUAACGUGUUCCAGGAAAACAUUCCCCACACCAUUACACCACCAGCCUGUACCGUUGACACCAGGCAGGAUGGGGCCAUGGACUCAUGCUGCUUAAGCCAAAUCCUGACUGCCAUCAGCAUGACGCAACAGGAUCCGGGAUUUGUCAGACCAUGCAACGUUUUUCCACUCAAUUGUCCAGUGUUGGUGAUCGCGUGCCCACUGGAGCCGCUUCUUCUUGUUUUUAGCUGAUAGGAGUAGAAACCGGUGUGGUCGUCUGCUGCAUUAGCCCAUCUGCGACGAGGACCAACGAGUUGUUCGUUCAGAGAUGCCUUUCUGCACACCACUGUUGUACUGCGCCGUUAUUUGCCUGUUUGUGGCCCGCUUGUUAGCUUGCACGAUUCUUGCCAUUCUCCUUCGACCUCUCAACAGGCUAUUUUCGCCCACAGGACUGCCGCUGACUAGAGGUUUUGUUUGUCGCACCAACCCUAGCUAGACCAGGGUUUCCCAAACUUGGUCCUCGGGGUGCACGUUUGGUCUUUGCCCUAGCACUACAGCAGAUUCAAAUAAUGAAUUAAUCAUAAAGCUUUGAUCAUUUGAAUCCGCUGUGUAGUGUUGGGGCAAAAACCAAAACAUGCACAACCCUUGGGGUCCCGAGGACCGAGUUUGGGAAACGCUGCCCUAGACACUGUCGUGCGUGAAAAGCCUUGGGGAUACUGGAACCGGCGUGCCUGGCACCAAUCAUACCACGCUCCGUCGCUUAGGUCACUAGUUUUGCCCAUUCAAACGUUCAAUCGAACAGUAACUGGAUGCCUCUGCCUGCUUUUAUAUAGCAGGCCAUGUGACUCACUGUCUGUAGGAGUGAACGAUUUCUGCUAACGGGGUUGUGUACCUAAUAAACUGGCCACUGAGUAUAUAUCACUAUAUCAGUAGACCCGACUGGGUAGGUCUUGCUCCAGACAUUCCCCUUAAAUACAUAAAUCAGCAUAUUUAGUUCCUACAAGAUUGCCUAAAACAUUAACUUCAAUCAUUGUAUCUUCCCAGGUCAGAAAUGGCGAUGAUGAGUCUGACACGAUCCCUGCUAUCCCUGUUGUCUUACUUCAACCUCAUAUCACUGGAUGAGGAAGUCUACCAAUAUCUGAAGUAGAGGCUGACACCCUGACACACCAUACCUCAGCUGCAUACCUGAGACUAGUGACUCCUGAUUAAAGCUCAAGAAAUGCAACCCGUUCGACAGGAGGAUAACUACUGAAUAAGUAUUUUAAUAUGAUAGUUGUCAAAUGGACAGAUGGGCUGCUACAAUGGUGCUAUACAUUUCCCACAUCUACAGUACAUACCAAAUCUGCUUUGGCAGAAUGAAGACUAUCAUGUGUCUUA